Messenger RNA from Guyanagaster necrorhizus, 1047 nucleotides. RefSeq lists its product as uncharacterized. The coding region runs from base 1 to 1047 and encodes 348 amino acids. The transcript is spliced from 5 exons. The record is from RefSeq and is a predicted model, not a curated record. NCBI's taxonomy places the organism in Eukaryota, Fungi, Basidiomycota, Agaricomycetes, Agaricales, Physalacriaceae. Gene Ontology annotation, molecular function: protein binding.
AUGAAGUACGGAGAACAGCAGAGUAGGCAGUCGAGUUACUAUCUCGUAUCCUUGGUAUUUGCCACCGCAGCGUGGAUCAUGGUCCUCAUCGCACAGGCACUCCUAACAUCAACUGUUGGACAUGAAGCAGUUGGCGCACUAUGGUUCGCUAUGAUUAUCCAAUUUUUUGUCAACGUCGCCGUCGCCCUUGCGUUCUACACCAGAGGAAUGUGUCCUCAUCGGCACCAAAUAGCGAAUUUCUCCUCUAUGGCCGUGGUUUUGGGUGUCAUUGGGGUGGAUAGGACAGUGUACUCGAAGGAUCAAAGUCGACGUGCUAUAGCAGCAGGCUGGAUCAUCCUGUCGGCCGUGGAUAUUCUUUGGGUUCUCCACUUCUCUAAAGACGCUAGGGCGUCCAACGACUUAUCUCGAGCCCUUCCGGAAGAGGAGCCUCUGUCCACGAGAUCCCGUUCCAGCUCAAGCCAGCCGAAUGCCACAUCCAGUCAGUCGGACUCACCUAACGACAUCACGGUCAAGAAUCCGCUUUCUCCACUACCGUCCAUGUCUAGGGCUCGUCCUGAGGUUGAUCGUGAAGAAAGUGUGCUGAUGGCUGAGCAGGACCAGGCUCCUAGCCAAACACCGAACGCGGCUUCUACCGCCAACAGGAAGUCCAUUGGCGAUGCCCGUGACUCAAGCGGUGCCACGGGAUUUUUGCUCCCAAUGGUGCGUGCAGCUGAUGCUAAACAGCGAACUAACAACACAGUGAUCACACAGCGCUCGUCUUCUGCAACAAAUGCCAGUCUUAAUCAUGCCUCAUCUCUUUUGACUGUUUCGGCGAGUUUUAAUAGUGGUAUAACCACAGCUCCAAGCACUACUGUGUCAUAUUCAAGUCGCGCUCAGGCGUGUUGGACGUAUCAAGCGUCACCGGCUGAUGCUGAAGAGCUCAGCUUCACAGCUGGUGACAUUCUUUAUGUUGCAAGGACACCUCAAGGAAAGUGGUGGGAAGCGAGAAAGGUGGAUGGAUCUAAAGACAUCGUUCCCUCGAAUUAUCUUCGCCUCUUGGCGUCGUGA